GCCCCGGAGGCCCCAGGCCGCCAGAACCUGAGCGGGGCGGCGGCCGGGGAGGCGCUGGUCGGGGCGGCUGGCUUCCCACCGCACGGAGACACGGGGAGCGUGGAGGGCGCCGCCCAGCCCACGGACAACGGCUUCACCCCCAAGUGCGAGAUCGUGGGCAAGGAUGCGCUGUCUGCCCUGGCCCGGGCCAGCUCCAAGCAGUGCCAGCAGGAGAUUGCCAACGUGGUGUGCCUGCACCAGGCCGGGAGCCUCAUGCCCAAGGCUGUGCCCCGGCGCUGCCAGCUGGCUGGGAAGAUGAGCCCCGGCAUCCAGUGGGACGAGGUCCAGGCCCCGCAGCCCGCGGAUGGCCCCCCAGUCCGAAUCGCCUACAUGCUGGUGGUUCAUGGCCGUGCCGUCCGCCAGCUGAAGCGUCUGCUCAAGGCUGUCUACCACGAGCAGCAUUUCUUUUACAUCCACGUAGACAAGCGCUUCAACUACCUGCACCGUGAGGUGGUGGAGCUGGCCCGGCAGUACGAGAACAUGCGGGUGACACCCUGGCGCAUGGUCACCAUCUGGGGCGGGGCCAGCCUGCUGCGGAUGUAUCUGCGGAGCAUGCAGGACCUGCUGGAGGUGCCCGGCUGGGCAUGGGACUUCUUCAUCAACCUCAGUGCCACCGACUACCCGACCAGGACAAACGAGGAGCUGGUGGCUUUCCUGUCCAAGAACCGGGACAAGAACUUCCUCAAGUCACAUGGCCGGGACAACUCCAGGUUCAUCAAGAAACAGGGCCUGGACCGGCUCUUCCACGAGUGCGACUCGCACAUGUGGCGGCUGGGCGAGCGGCAGAUCCCAGCGGGCAUCGUGGUGGACGGCGGCUCGGACUGGUUCGUGCUGACGCGCAGCUUCGUGGAGUACGUGGUGUACACGGACGACCCGCUGGUGGCCCAGCUGCGCCAGUUCUACACGUACACGCUGCUCCCCGCCGAGUCCUUCUUCCACACGGUGCUGGAGAACAGCCCGGCCUGCGAGAGCCUGGUGGACAACAACCUGCGGGUCACCAACUGGAACCGCAGGCUGGGCUGCAGAUGUCAGUACAAGCAUGUCGUGGACUGGUGCGGCUGCUCGCCCAACGACUUCAAGCCGCGGGACGCCCUCCGGCUGCAGGUGCCCCCCGCCCCCCAAUGA
Leptonychotes weddellii (Weddell seal) is the source of this 1164-nucleotide messenger RNA. The record is from RefSeq and is a predicted model, not a curated record. Lineage: Eukaryota; Metazoa; Chordata; Mammalia; Carnivora; Phocidae.